Molecule: messenger RNA, 851 nt
Organism: Eutrema salsugineum
Lineage: Eukaryota; Viridiplantae; Streptophyta; Magnoliopsida; Brassicales; Brassicaceae
Exons: 5
Coding region: 105-536 (143 amino acids)
Biological process (GO): mitochondrion organization
Cellular component (GO): mitochondrion; nucleus
Source: RefSeq, a predicted model, not a curated record
AUCCCGUUUUCCUCUUAUAAAAUGUGUUUCCGUCAGGUGCGUAAGCGUUUCGUUUUCGCCUGAUAGAGAUAAUUCUUCAUUUCUUCGUCGUCAAAAUUUCGAAAAUGCCUCGACGCAGCUCCGGAGGAAGAUCUGCUCCUCGCCCUCGUCCUGCAGCUGCACGUAGCCCGCCUCCUCAAACUGUUAAUCGUGCUCCUCCUCCAGCAACAGCUCAGCCUAAUGGUGGUGGUUCUAUGCUUGGGGGUAUUGGUUCAACCAUAGCUCAAGGUAUGGCUUUUGGUACUGGAAGUGGAAUUGCACACAGGGCUGUGGAUGCUGUGAUGGGCCCAAGAACCAUUCAGCACGAAACCGUUGUUUCUAAGGCUGUCUCUGCAACCCCUGUUGCAAACAGCAUGAGUUCUGGUUCUUGUGACAUUCAAUCCAAGGCUUUCCAAGAUUGUGUCAACAAUUUUGGAAGCGACAUCAGUAAGUGCCAGUUCUACAUGGACAUGUUGUCUGAGUGCAGGAAGAAUUCUGGUUCCAUGAUGGCUGCCUAAGUUUGAUUUCGUAUCUACUAUUGUUAUUUGUAAUAAUUUCUCCAAAAAAAAACUAUGUGAAAUCAGGGAAAUAUGUGAGAAGAGGUGGUUCUCUGUGGUGUCUUUGAUAUAGUCAGACGCUGAAGUCUGUUGGUUUGUUUUCCUUUGGUGAAAAACCAAAAGUCUGCUUAGUGGAAAAGUAUUAUAAAGCUUAGAUAUAACUUUGUCGAGGAUUUUAAAUUUAUCCUCUUUUUCUUCAAGUCCAUGUUCUACUUUUUUGUUGAAAUUUGGAAGUUAACUAUCUUUAUCUAUGUUAAACAAAAUUCAAAAGUGAAA